ACACGUCAACUUAUUCAACCACACUUGCGUUACAUCCUUCUUUCUUUCUCUUUCUUUAAUAUUCAGCUAAUCAAAACACAAGUCAUCAUCAAGCCAAAGCUCUCUGUCAGACAGGUUGCGUGAAUUCCCAGGGGAAAUAACAUAACCAGGUGUGUGGAUAGGAUUUAUCGAAAAUUGGGAACUGCAUCCAAAUUCAGAACGAGGAGAUGGGAUCUGAAGGGCCAAAGGCCAUUACUAUUCAUGUAACUGGAUUUAAGAAGUUUCAGGGAGUUCCUGAAAACCCUACAGAGACCAUUGUUAAUAAUCUGAAGAGUUAUGUUGAAAAAAGAGGUCUCCCUGCUGGUGUUACUCUUGGGAGUUGCAUUGUGCUUGAUGUGGCUGGGGAAGGUGCAAUUCCUCAGCUAUAUCAGACCUUGGAAUCUGCUUUCUCCAACACAGAUACUGUGAGCAAUGCAAAUGUUGCAUGGCUUCACUUGGGGGUGAAUAGUGGGGCUCUAAGGUUUGCCAUUGAGCGCCAGGCAGUGAAUGAAGCCACUUUCCGUUGUCCAGAUGAGUUAGGAUGGCAACCACAGCAAGUCCCAAUAGUUCUUGAGGAUGGAGGAAUUUCUCGAACAAGAAAGACUUCUUUACCUGUUGGUGCAAUCUUGAAAUCCUUGAAGAAGGGAGCUUAUGAUAUGAUGAUAUCAGAUGAUGCAGGACGGUUUGUUUGCAAUUAUGUGUAUUACCACUCCCUGCGAUUUGCAGAACAGAAGGGUAACAAGUCUUUAUUUGUUCAUUUCCCCCUAUUUUCAAGAAUUGAUGAAGAAACCCAGAUGCGAUUCACAGCCUCUCUUUUGGAGGCCAUUGCUUCUGCAUGUUAAUGCAAUAUUGAUUGAAAUGUGUACAAGAAUUGCCGUGUUCAAUUGCCAUUUGGUUGUGCAUGUAAAUCAUCUUUCUCAACAGCAAUGUAAAUUAUCAAGCAAAGUAUGGAUGUACUAUAAAAUUGUUUUUCUUCCUUUUUUGUUUUUCAAUAAGUUGAGUGAUACAGUUGUCUCU
This is a messenger RNA of Abrus precatorius (Indian licorice), 1035 nucleotides long. Its product is annotated as pyrrolidone-carboxylate peptidase. The transcript has 5 exons. The coding region runs from base 207 to 860 and encodes 217 amino acids. The record is from RefSeq and is a predicted model, not a curated record. Gene Ontology annotation, biological process: proteolysis. Gene Ontology annotation, molecular function: pyroglutamyl-peptidase activity. Gene Ontology annotation, cellular component: cytosol. NCBI's taxonomy places the organism in Eukaryota, Viridiplantae, Streptophyta, Magnoliopsida, Fabales, Fabaceae.